Molecule: messenger RNA, 3192 nt
Organism: Neltuma alba
Lineage: Eukaryota; Viridiplantae; Streptophyta; Magnoliopsida; Fabales; Fabaceae
Product: putative disease resistance RPP13-like protein 1
Exons: 1
Coding region: 1-3192 (1063 amino acids)
Molecular function (GO): ADP binding
Source: RefSeq, a predicted model, not a curated record
AUGGAUGACCUCUUAGAUGAGAUUGCUACUGAGGCAACCAGGUUGCAGAUUGAAACUGAGAAUCAAUCUGCUACCAGCAAGGUACGAGGCAUCUUUACUUCUUUUGUUAAUCAAUUUGAAAAACACAUCGAAGAAAGAAUCCAGGAAGUGCUUGAUGAACUGGAGUUCCUUGCAAAACAAAAGGAUGCUCUGGGAUUGAAGAAAGGCUCUGGUAUUGGUAGUCAAGCUAGAGUUGGUGUUAAACUAUCCGCCAGACUGCCAACCACAUCUUUGGUGGUUGGUGAGUCCAGUAUAUAUGGUAGAGAUAGUGACAGAGAAAAAAUAAUUGAGCUUUUACUUGAUGAGGAUCUGAGUAUGAACCCACUAUCUGUGAUUUCUGUAGUGGGUAUGGGUGGACUGGGUAAGACCACUCUUACUCAGCUAGUGUACAACGAUGUAAGGAAAGAGGAUCAGUUCCAACUCAAAGCUUGGGUAUGUAUUUCAGAAGAAUUUGAUGUUGUUAGAAUCACAAAAACAAUACUUUCCGCACUUGGAUGUUUCAUAACUGGAUAUGAAGACCUAAAUCAGCUUCAGCUGAAAUUGAAGGAGAAAUUGGUGGGGAGGAAAUUUUGUCUAGUUCUUGAUGAUAUUUGGAAUGAGCGCCAAUCUGAUUGGGAAGCUCUGCAAGUUCCUUUUUUCUAUGGGACAUUAGGAAGUAAGAUCAUUGUUACAACGCGUAGUGAAAAAGUAGCGUUAGUUGUCUGCUUUAGUAGAGUGUACCGCCUGGCCUUGUUAAAUGAAGAAGAUGGUUGGGAAUUAUUUGCAGAAUAUGCAUUUAGAAAUAAGGAUGACAGCAUGAGGACAGACCUUGAGUCAAUAGGUAAAAAGAUUGUCCACAAGUGCAAAGGGUUGCCUUUAGCCGUAAAAACAUUGGGUGGGCUCUUGCACACGAAAUCAUCAGAGAAACAAUGGAAUGAAAUCCUUAAUUGGGAGAUAUGGCAGUUGUCAGAUGAUGAGAGUGAUAUAAUGCCAGCUUUAAGAUUAAGCUACCAUUACCUUCCUUCUUAUUUAAAACGGUGUUUUGCAUUUUGUUCUAUAUUUCCAAAAGACUAUCAAAUUGAGAAGGACUCUCUAAUCCUCAUGUGGAUGGCCGAAGAUUUGUUGCAUUGCCAUCAAGGAAAUAAAAAUGUGGAAGAAAUGGGAAGUCAAAUCUUGGCUGAACUAGAAUCAAGGUCAUUUCUCCAAAAGUCAACAACGCAUAAUAGGUAUAUCAUGCAUGAUCUCGUAAAUGAUCUUGCUAAAUCAAUAUCUGGAGAGUUUUGUUUAAGGAUUGAGGAUGGUAACGUGCAAAACAUUCAUAAGAAUGUUCGCUACUGUUCAUACUCAGCUUCAUGUGAUAGCAGUGAAAUAUUACUAGAGCCUUUUCAUGAGUGUAAACAAUUACGAUGUUUCGUGUCAUUAAAACGAGUACCAUUCUCCGUUAAGGAGGGUAAGGAUGAAGGUGAAAUAUUAUCCAAAUUUAAGCACUUGAGAAUUUUGAGUUUGAGAAGCAUUAAAACUAUUACUAAAUUAAGUGUUGGCAUGAACAACUCAAAGCACCUCCGUUAUUUAGACCUUUCUGACACCAGAUUUGAUCAAGUACCAGAUUCAAUUUGUAAAAUGUACAAUUUGCAAACUUUGAAAUUGUGUGGGUGCACUCAGCUUGUUGAGUUACCUCCGGAAUUGGACAAGUUGGUGAAUCUGCAUUAUCUAGACCUUUCUAAAGCUAUGAUCAGCAAGUUACCCGAUUCACCCUGUAAACUGCCUAAUUUGCAAACAUUGAAAUUGCAGGCGUGUCAAUCUUUGGUUGAGUUGCCACCGGAUUUGCACAACCUUAUCAAUCUUUGUCACCUUGAUAUAAGUUGGAGUAGUAUAAGGGAGAUGCCAAACAACAUGGGAAGGUUAAAACAUCUUCAAAUAUUGACUGGUUUUUAUGUGGGAAGACACAAUUGGUCUAAUUUGAAGGAGUUAGGGAAACUCAUUUAUCUUCGAGGCAGUAUUGAGGUCUCAAAAUUAGAAAAUGUCAAUGAUCCAAUAGUUGCUAGGGAGGCCUGUAUGAAGGAUAAGAAGUACUUAUAUAAAUUGGGACUGCAAUGGAGUGGAAACAAUGAGGAUUCACAGAAUGAAAGAUUCACCUUGGAAGGUCUCCAGCCUCAUGUGAACUUGAAAGAGCUCACUAUUAGAAACUAUGGUGGCACAAGAUUUCCAGAUUGGUUUGAUGCUCCUUAUUUGCCUAAUUUAGUAUCUCUUGUGUUGCGGGCAUGUGAAUAUUGUUUUUGUUUGCCAUCACUUGGGCAACUACCCUCUCUCAAGUCGGUUCAUAUUUCUAAAUUAGAGGGAAUAAAGAAGAUUGGGUUAGAGUUUUAUGGGAAUAAUAAUUUGUCAUGGGCUCCAUUCCCAUCUCUUGUAAAUUUGUUUAUUGCUGAAAUGAUGGAAUGGGAAGAAUGGAUGCAUUUUGAAGGUGAAUGCUUCCCCUGCCUUAAAGAGAUUGUUAUAAGAUAUUGUCCCAGGUUAAGAAGGUCACUUCCUCCAGACCUGCCAUGUUUAGAAAAGCUAGAGAUUGAACAAUGUGGAGAUUUGGAGCUUGAAUCAUUCCCUACCAAAGCAUUCUCUACUCCUAAACUUGAAUCCAUCCAUCUUUCUGGCUUGACCCAUCUGAAGUCACUUCAUGAAGACAUGCGUACACUCCUUCCUUAUGUCCAUUCUCUAUCACUGUUUUGCUGCCCACAGCUGCACUUGGUUCCUCAGAAAGGAUUGCCUCUGAGCAUUGUCCAAAUUUCAAUCCAUAAUUGUCCCAAACUUUUUGCUUCUCGCAUGAACUGGGGCUUGAGUAGACUUCAUUCUCUCCAAAAGUUCUCUAUUGGUGGAAGUUUUGAAAAUGUGGAGUCUUUCCCAGAAGAGGGAUUGCUGCCACCCAAUCUCAAAGUUCUUAGAUUUGAAGGGUGUUCAGAUUUGGUCAAACUAAAUAGCAGUGGCUUUCUCCCUCUCACAUCUCUUCAAUGCUUACAACUCUAUAAUUGCCCAAAUCUCCAAUGCUUGCCAGAGGAAAGUUUAUCGAGGUCCCUUUCCCAUUUAUUUAUUAAUGGGAAUUGUCCAUUUUUGAGACAACGGUACCAAAAGAAUGGACAAGAGUGGCAUAAAAUUUCGCACAUCCCUUGGCUCUGUAUUAGCUAA